Dermacentor albipictus is the source of this 843-nucleotide messenger RNA. RefSeq names its product very long chain fatty acid elongase AAEL008004-like. Gene Ontology annotation, molecular function: fatty acid elongase activity. The record is from RefSeq and is a predicted model, not a curated record. Gene Ontology annotation, biological process: fatty acid elongation, saturated fatty acid; very long-chain fatty acid biosynthetic process; sphingolipid biosynthetic process. Gene Ontology annotation, cellular component: endoplasmic reticulum membrane. Lineage: Eukaryota; Metazoa; Arthropoda; Arachnida; Ixodida; Ixodidae.
AUGGCAUCGCAGCUCAAGCAGGUGCCCACGAUCGUGGAAUGGUACGACUACUACUUCGCGUCACGAAAAGAUCCUCGAACGGAGGGGUGGGGAGGCAUCGAGGAUGCCCGGAUCGUGUUUCCGCUCUUGGUCGGUUACGUUUACUUCGUGAAGGUCGCCGGACCCCGCUGGAUGCGAGACCGCAAGCCGUUUGACCUCAAGUGGGCAGUGCUGGCGUACAACGCGCUAACCGUUCUGGCGAACGCCUACUUCGCCGUGAAACUCAUGGGACUGACCUACGCGAGCGGCCACUACAGCCUCUUCUGCCAGGGGAUCAACUACCAGACACCCACCGAGAGGGACAUGGCCAUCCUGAGGCUCGGCUGGUGGUACAGCUUCGUGAGGAUCGGUGACUUCAUGGACACGGUGUUCUUCGUGCUGCGCAAGAAGAACUCGCAGAUCACACACCUGCACGUGAUACACCACUUUUUGGUCGUGUUGAGCGCGUGGUUUUACAUGAACUUCGGCGGCGACGGGCACACGGCGCUGGGCGGGUGCGUGAACGCCUUAAUCCACGUCAUCAUGUACUCCUACUACUUCCUCGCGGCCCUGGGUCCUUCGAUGCAGAAGUACCUGUGGUGGAAGCGUUACCUGACCAAGUUGCAGAUCGCCCAGUUCGUCGGCCUCAUGCUGCACAUGACGAUCACGCUCUUCUACGACUGCGGAUACCCGAGGCGACUCGCGCUGCUGGCGCUUUCGCAGGGUGUUCUGGGCCUGGUGCUGUUCAUCAACUUCUACGUGCAAAGCUACAUCAAGCCUAGAAAGUCAAAAGCGGAAAGCGAGAAGUCCGUGAAAAGGAGCUAA